AUGCCUCCUUCGCAUAUCACUCGAUGCUGGCUCGAUCCACUUCUGUUUAUUGUUAUUGUAUUUCUUUGUUGAUUAAAGCAGGCGCCUUUGUGUGUCGUUGGCCAUAGUUUGACACCCACUCGAGGCGCGCCAGGCAGCCAGGUAGAUGAGUCUGCGUUCCAGGCAAGGUGAGAAUGGGGUGCUAACUGCUGUUUACCUGCUGAUGUGAGGGCUCUAAAAUGCACCCGCUCUGCAGUUCAGGUGCUAACCGAAGAGACACAUGUUCCAGCACGGUUCCACUGCCCACCUGUUGGUGUUAUUGACCAGGUCGCUCAGCUGGCGCUUCUCGACUUGAGCCAUUGAUUUUCAUUACCACCAUAGUAACCAGCGCGAUAGCCGAAAGCCAAAACAAAACAAUGAGUGAAAAUGUUUGGCAAAGUUUUUUCGUUCCGUUCACAUUUGGCAGUUUCUAAUGCGGUCGCCGCUUUGCAGUUUGCAGUUUGCUCAAUUCCCAAAAUAAAUAGCGACCAGAGGUGCGUGCAGUGUAUGUAUGUGGUGGUAGUAUCUUGAAAGAUGCGGUGGCCCACAUGUGGCGUCGUCCAUCCCCCAUCCUCUCGGGGAUGGGAUGCAUCCCAUCCGUAGGAGCGCCAGACUCUUUGAAGCUUCUUCCGCUCUACGGCUGAAUGCUCCUGAUUGCUGCUGCGCACGUCGCAUCGCCCAGCAGCCCAUGACUCAUGGCAGCUCGCCCCUUGGAGGGCGACAUGGCGGAUACGUAACGAAGUCUGGCGUGCGCCGCGAAAGUAUUUGGGGAAUAAAGCCAAGAACAACAACAACAACAGCCAGGGAUGACGUGUCCACCCCGUGUAAACGCAACUAAUUAAAUCUCAAAAUUAGAGUCGCUGCAAAUAUCUACAGAAUCUAGUGAAGGAAAGUGUGCAUAAAAUAUAAAUAAACGCGAGUAAGAGCGCAAAUGCUAAAUGAAACAUAGAAUAUGGCGGGUAUCUUUCGAUCUACCUCACUGAACCAAUCGGCGGAUGUACCUGGCUCCCCAUUCAAGAGAUACUCUCUGAAUUCCAGCAACUCGCCAUUCUGCACCAGUCCGGGAGCCCUGCAAGAUGUCACCAUGGAGAACUCAUAUGCUAGUUUCGACGUGGCGCGACCUACGGGCGGCAGCCACUCGCCCUUGGCGAUGCAAGGGCGCUCUGUGCGGGAGUUGGAGGAGCAGAUGUCCACGCUGCGCAAGGAGAACUUCAAUCUAAAGCUGCGCAUCUACUUCAUGGAGGAGGGUCAGCCGGGUGCCCGGGCCAACCAUUCCUCAGACUCCUUGAGCAAACAGCUUAUCGAUGCCAAGAUCGAAAUCGAGACGCUGAGAAAAACCGUCGAUGAAAAGAUGGAGCUGCUCAAGGAUGCCGCCCGUGCGAUUUCUCACCACGAGGAACUGCAGCGCAAAGCGGACUUUGACAGCCAGGCAAUGAUCGACGAGUUGCAAGAGCAGAUACACGCCUAUCAGGUGGCGGAGUCUGGUCAACCAGGCGAAAACGUCGCUGACGCCAAGAAACUGCUGCGCCUUGAAUCGGAGGUGCAGAGAUUGGAGGAGGAACUGGUGAAAUCCGAUGCACGUAACAUAGCGGCCAAGAACGAGCUGGAAUUCACGCUGGCCGAGCGCCUGGAAUCCCUGACAGCCUGUGAGGCCAAGAUUCAAGAGCUGGCCAUCAAGAAUGCCGAGCUGGUGGAGCGCCUCGAAAAGGAAACAGAAUCCGCCGAGUUAUCCAGCGCCAAGCGAGAUCUGGGCGCCCAACUGGCGGAUAAGAUUUGCGAGCUGCAGGACGCCCAGGAGAAGCUCAAGGAGCGGGAACGGAUCCACGAGCAGGCCUGCCGCACCAUUCAGAAGCUAAUGCAAAAGCUGAGCAGCCAGGAGAAGGAGAUAAAGAAGCUCAGCCAGGAGAACGAACAGUCGGCAAACAAGGAGAACGACUGCUCUAAGACGGUAAUUUCGCCAUCCACCAGCGGCCGUUCCAUGAGUGACAACGAGGCCAGCUCCCUGGAAAUGUCCACCAACCUGAGGGUGCGCUACGAGCUAAAGAUCGGCGAGCAGGAGGAGAAGAUCAAGCAGCUGCAGACGGAAGUAAAGAAGAAGACGGCGAAUCUGCAAAACCUGGUCAACAAGGAGCUAUGGGAGAAAAAUCGCGAGGUGGAGCGCCUCACGAAGCUGGUGGCUAGCCAGCAGAAGACGUUGCCGCAGAUAAGCGAGGAAUCCGCCGGCGAAGCAGAUCUGCAGCAAUCCUUCACGGAGGCGGAGUACAUGAGGGCACUGGAGCGUAACAAGCUACUGCAGCGCAAGGUGGAUGUGCUCUUCCAGCGCCUUGCAGACGAUCAACAGAACAGCGCUGUGAUUGGGCAGUUGCGCUUGGAGCUUCAGCAAGCUCGCACGGAAGUGGAGACGGCGGACAAGUGGCGUCUGGAGUGCGUCGAUGUCUGCGGUGUGCUGACGAACCGAUUGGAAGAGCUGGCUGGGUUCCUCAACUCUCUGCUGAAGCACAAAGAUGUUCUGGGCGUGUUGGCCGCAGAUCGUCGCAAUGCCAUGCGCAAGGCGGUGGAUCGCAGCUUGGAUCUCUCCAAGAGUCUUAAUAUGACCCUGAAUAUAACGGCUACAUCCUUGGCUGAUCAAAGCCUUGCCCAGCUGUGCAAUCUCUCCGAGAUCCUGUACACCGAAGGCGAUGCAAGCCACAAAACUUUCAAUUCCCACGAGGAGCUGCACGCCGCUAGUUCCAUGGCUCCGACUGUAGAGAACUUAAAGGCCGAAAACAAGGCUCUUAAAAAGGAGUUGGAAAAGCGACGCAGCUCAGAAGGACAGAGGAAAGAGCGCCGCUCCCUGCCACUGCCCUCCCAGCAGUUGGAUAACCAGAGCGAGUCAGAGGCCUGGUCAGAGCCUGAUCGCAAGGUUUCCUUGGCACGUAUUGGCCUGGACGAAACUUCCAACAGUCUGGCGGCGCCGGAGCAGGCGGUCAGCGAGUCGGAAAGUGAGGGAAGAACCUGCGCUACCCGUCAGGAUCGCAAUCGCAACAGCGAGCGUAUCGCCCAGCUGGAGGAGCAAAUUGCCCAAAAAGAUGAACGGAUGCUUAGUGUACAGUGCCAGAUGGUGGAUCUGGACAAUAGAUACAAGCAGGAGCAACUGCGCUUCCUGGAUAUCAGUCAAAAAUUGGAACAAUUGCGAGUUAUCAACGAAGCUCUGACUGCGGACCUGCAAGCUAUUGGUUCACACGAGGAUCAGCGCAUGGUGGAGUUGCAACGCCAGCUGGAGCUUAAGAACCAGCAGAUUGACCAACUAAAACUGGCUCAAAGCACUCUGACGGCAGAUUCACAGAUAACCGAGAUGGAACUGCAGGCGUUGCAGCAGCAAAUGCAGGAAAUGGAGCAGCAACACGCCGAUUCAGUAGACAACCUGCAAUCGCAACUAACGCAACUCAAACUAGAUGCCGCGCAGCAGUUGGAGGAGCACGAGCGCCUGCACCAGGACGCUCUCGAACGCGACUGGGUGGCACUGACCACUUACCAGGAGCAGGCUCAACAGUUGUUGGAGCUGCAACGAUCACUGGACUAUCACCAAGAAAACGAGAAGGAGCUGAAGCAGACACUGGUCGAGAACGAGCUGGCCACGCGGGCCCUCAAAAAGCAGCUGGACGAGAGCACACUACAGGCCUCCAAGGCGGUUAUGGAGCGCACAAAGGCCUACAACGACAAACUGCAACUGGAGAAGCGUUCCGAGGAAUUGAGGCUGCAACUGGAGGCGCUCAAGGAAGAGCAGCAAAAGCUGUUGCAGAAGCGCUCCAACAGCAGCGAUGUUUCCCAGUCCGGUUACACAUCCGAAGAGGUGGCUGUGUCCAUGGGACCGCCAUCGGGUCAGGUUACAACGUCCAAGCAGGCUGGUUCCGCAGUAGUAGGCCAGAGGGUAAACACAUCAUCUCCCGAUCUUGGCAUAGAAAGCGAUGCCGGCAGGGUAUCCAACGUGGAGCUAUCCAACGCCCAACGAGCAAUGCUUAAGACUGUAGAGCUGAAAACGGAGGGGGCAACGAGCUCAAAGACAAAGUCAGAGGAAUCUGCUUCACCCGACAGCAAGAGCAACCUGGCAGCUGGUGCAGCCACAGUACACGACUGUGCCAAGGUAGAUCUUGAAAACGCCGAGUUGCGGCGCAAACUAAUCCGCACCAAGCGCGCAUUUGAAGACACCUACGAAAAGUUGCGUAUGGCUAACAAAGCAAAAGCACAAGUUGAGAAAGACAUCAAAAAUCAAAUACUAAAAACGCACAACGUGCUGCGAAACGUUCGCUCAAACAUGGAGAAUGAGUUAUAACGAUCGCGCCGACGUCCAGUAUAUCAGCAUUAACCUGAGAGGCCAUUCACCCAAAGUUCAAUUGCCAUUUCAAAUUGUUCUUUCCAUUCAUAUAAUUUAUCUGCAUUGUAUUUUGUUGUCUCGUUGCUAACUUGAUGUCAAUUAUUUAUGUUUUUUUUUUGCUUUAAAAGACCGAAAACAACGAAGCUAUUAGUACGAAAUACCCAUGCAUUUUCUAAAGACUGUUGAGGGAAUCGAACCCAUUGAAUGAAAUAUCACACACCUGUUUUAAGCACAAAACAAAGCUAACUUGAAACUGAGUGCUGACAAUAUGUAUCUAACCCGGCGCACUCAUUCAUAUUGAAUGACACAUGUAUAUUAGACUGUAUAUAUAUCAAUCCCCUAGUAUCAUAACUUUUACGAAUAUUAUCUAGCAUACUCGACCCGAUUCUUGUCUCGCAUAACCCUCCAUUUUGCAAUCACUUGCGUGUAGUUAAUGCCUGAUUAAUGUAUUCUCCUACGCUUAACUGCUCUAAUCCUUGAUUUCAGUUAACCAUCGAAACGGAUAUUGAAAUAAUUGUUUGACUUGCCGGCCAAAACGGUUUAACUACGUUGCCAUCCAAUAACUCUUUUUUCGUUCGAAACAUCCCUUUGUACAAUGUGUAAAAAGUAGUGUGCGUUGUCCUGGAGAACAAGAUCUAGAACUUAAGCCAUUUGUACCCGUCGUUUUAUGGAAUAAACACUUGCGUUAGAAUUA
Molecule: messenger RNA, 5066 nt
Organism: Drosophila yakuba
Lineage: Eukaryota; Metazoa; Arthropoda; Insecta; Diptera; Drosophilidae
Gene: cnn
Product: centrosomin
Exons: 7
Coding region: 971-4330 (1119 amino acids)
Cellular component (GO): microtubule organizing center
Source: RefSeq, a predicted model, not a curated record